AUGAUGCUUCUCUCGGCGGUCUUCACGGCGUUGGCCGCCAGUAUGUCGCUGGUCUCGGCGCAUCCUGAAGAGAAUUUUGACAAACGGGCACACUUGGAGGAGAUGACGAGGUAUCACGUUGUCGCUGAGGUGAACUCGCCAGCGCUACAAGCGUGCGCAGAGCAGCCGAAGAGCCGCAGCAAGCUGACAUCAAUCACAGCCCCCUUCUUGCACCGUCGGAACAUGGCUGAGUUUCGAAAAUGGAACGCAGUAGACCACAACAAAACUGGACUCGUAUCGUACGAUGCUUCCACUCCGGCAGAAGAGAUCUUCGGCGCCAAUGCUUCUUGUAUUCUCGCCCCAGACAAUGCAAACGGGCCGUACUUUGUGUCACAGGAACUCAUUCGGCAAAAUGUCAGCGAAGGCAUCCCCGGCGUCCCAAUGCACCUUGAAUUACAGUUCAUCGACAUCAACACUUGUGAGCCGGCAGACGUCCUCGUAGAUAUCUGGUCAUGCAACGCAACAGGAAAGUACAGCGGUGUAAAUGGCUUUGGACAGGGAGGGCUUCACUCGACUUUUCUCCGCGGCGUGCAGAAGACUGACAAAGAUGGUGUUGUUCGAUUCGACACCAAUUUUCCGGGCCACUACGACUUCCGCGCCACGCACCAGCACAUUAUCGCUCACGUUGGCUCUCAAGUCCUACCAAACGGAACGUACACUGGUGGUGUAGUGGCACACCUGUCACAGCUGUUCUUCGACCAGGAUCUUAGGGACGCAAUCGAAGCGCUGCCACCAUACAGCAGCAACCGAAUCGCGAGUACGACGAACUUGGCCGACGGAUACACUGGCUAUGCAGCUUCAUCGGCGUACGACCCGUUGCUCAACUAUGCCAUGCUGGGCGGUGAGUUCUCGUCUGGGCUGUUUGCGUGGCAUGAGCUGGGGAUCAACACGAGCUCGAACUGGGAUACGUAUGCGACUUAUGCUUCGAUCUGGGCGGAGGGUGGCGGGCGCAAUAACCCUGCUUUCAAUUUCUCGGUCGUCGGGACGCCUCCGCCUAGUUCUGGUGGACUGUAA
This is a messenger RNA of Diaporthe amygdali, 1053 nucleotides long. RefSeq lists its product as uncharacterized. The record is from RefSeq and is a predicted model, not a curated record. The transcript is spliced from 3 exons. NCBI's taxonomy places the organism in Eukaryota, Fungi, Ascomycota, Sordariomycetes, Diaporthales, Diaporthaceae. The coding region runs from base 1 to 1053 and encodes 350 amino acids. Gene Ontology annotation, molecular function: ferric iron binding; oxidoreductase activity, acting on single donors with incorporation of molecular oxygen, incorporation of two atoms of oxygen.